Molecule: messenger RNA, 819 nt
Organism: Aspergillus aculeatus ATCC 16872
Lineage: Eukaryota; Fungi; Ascomycota; Eurotiomycetes; Eurotiales; Aspergillaceae
Exons: 1
Coding region: 14-712 (232 amino acids)
Source: RefSeq, a predicted model, not a curated record
GAUCGACGGCGCCAUGGCGCUCGAAACGCAGAUGGGGGUCAACAUCGCCACCGCGGCGGCAGCCACCGCCACGCUGGAGCACUUCGUCUGGUCGACGCUGCCGGACUCCAAGGCCAACACGACCGGGCAAGUGGUCGUGCCGUACUACGAGAGCAAGCGCCGCGUGGACGAGUUCAUUGCCCGGGCAUUGCCGGGGUUGCGGGCCAAGACGACGUUCCUCUGGGUCGGGUGGUAUAGUUCGAAUAUGUUGUUGCCGUGCUUUCAUCCGAUGCGGGUGCGUGGUGCGGAAGGGGGUGGAUUCCUGACCCUGACGAACAUCGAUCCCGCGACGAGGAUUCCGGUGGCCGGGGAUGAGAGGGUUAAUGUGGGGUUGUUUGUGCAAGCAAUCUUGGAAACGCCGGAGAGGACUCUGCCGGGGAGGAUUGUCGCGGCGAUUACGGGGUAUCGUGCGUUGGGGGAGGUGGUGGAGACGUUUGGGACUGCGAAGGGGGUAAAGGUGCGGUGUGUGCGGAUUGGGAGGGAGGAUUAUCGGGCCUUGUGGCCGGGGUUGGCGGAGUUGAUGGAUGUAUCGCAUUAUUACUUUCAGGUUACGGAUGGGAGGUCGUUCACUGCGGCGGGAGAGGGAGAAGCGGUUCUGGGAGCGGAGGAUCUGGGGCUGGAGGGCUUGGUUGGACUAGAGGAGGCUUUUGCGGGGGUGCCUUGGCUGGACUGAUUUUUCUUUUGGCAUUUCGGUGCGGUGACAGCUUCGACAGGCUGGAGAUGUUCGAGUGGAUGCUUGGGAGCUGUAGCUAUUGAGCUGAAUGUGUAUUACAACAGAGG